ACUGUGUGUAUAUUACGUAAAUGUUUACAUCAGCUUCCGAGAGCCAGAGUUAGAGAGCCGGAUCCGACGUUCUGAAUCUGUCCUUUUAGUUCGAACUUAAGCCCUGUAGGAAGAACACAAUCGAUUAGUAUGGCGCUUCGGUUACUUUCUAGACAAUUUCGUGGCCUUGGUCUUUGUGGUGUAAGAGGCCGUUCUACCGUCAGCAGUCCUGCAGAGGAUGCAUCGGAGGCCAAAUCAUCUGGCCUUUCUUUUGCCUUGUCUGAGGAACAGCAACAGUACCAGGAUCUUGCCAGGAAGUUCACUGCUGAAGAGAUUAUCCCAAAGGCCGCUGAACAUGACAAAUCAGGAGAGUACCCAUGGGAAAUCAUCAAAAAGGCUUGGGAGCUUGGCUUGAUGAACACACAUAUCCCACAAGAAAUUGGUGGACCUGGUCUUGGGAUCUUGGACACAUGUAUCAUCACAGAGGAACUGGCCUAUGGUUGCACUGGUAUCCAGACAGCCAUCGAAGCAUGCUCAUUAGGGUCAGCACCAGUACUAAUUGGAGGCAACGCUGACCAGAAGAAGAAGUAUCUUGGCUGGCUGGUCGAGGAACCCAUUGUUUGUGCAUACUGCGUAACUGAACCGGGAGCUGGAUCCGACGUUGCAGGAAUCAAGACAAAGGCUGUCCGUAAGGGUGAUAACUACGUUCUCAAUGGCUCUAAGAUGUGGAUCACCAAUGGGGGCCAUGCCAGCUGGUACUUUGUGCUCGCAAGAACUGACCCUGACCCCAAGGCACCAGCAAGCAAGGCAUUCACAGGGUUCAUUGUUGACAGGGACUCAGAGGGCCUCACUCUUGGGAGAAAGGAAUGGAAUAUGGGUCAGAGAGCGUCUGAUACCAGAGCAGUCAACUUUGAAGAUGUAGUUGUCCCAAAGGAGAAUGUGCUGAUUGGAGAAGGUCAGGGGUUCAAGAUCGCCAUGGGUGCCUUCGACAAGACCAGACCGCCGGUUGCUGCUGGAGCUACUGGUCUUGCAAGGAGAGCCUUGUAUGAGGCUACCAAGUAUUCCAUGGAGAGACAGACAUUUGGCAGGACCAUUGCAAAUCACCAAGCUGUGUCCUUCAUCCUAGCUGACAUGGCCGUAGGAGUGGAGGCAGCACAGCUACUGACUCACCGGUCAGCCUGGGAGAUUGACCAGGGAAGGAGGAACACCUACUACGCAUCUCUGGCCAAGUGCUACGCUGCCGAUGUGGCCAACAAGAAUGCCACCGAUGCUGUCCAAGUCUUUGGUGGAAACGGGUUCAACAGCGAGUACCCCGUUGAGAAGCUGAUGAGAGAUGCUAAGAUCUUCCAGAUUUACGAAGGUACAGCUCAGAUCCAGAGGGUCAUCAUCUCCCGAGAGUUGCUUACGCGGGCUAGCCAAACCACCAUGUGAAUGCAGCCAUCAUAAACCUAUAGUCUCUUUCGCACUUGAAGUGAAAACUUCCUGUAAAACCAUUACAGGACCACAGAAUGUAUAUUCAUUGUAAAUGGACAGGUUUGCACAUUGUAUAUGAAGAAACACAUACAUGCAAGUAAUAAGCAUUUAUGGUGUAUCGUGGUAUGAGAAAAUCCCUGUAUUUGUUUGUGGUAUUAAAAAAAAAUGUUUUCAGAAUAAGAUACUGGAAGUAUGAAAUAAGGAGGAGAAAUGUUGGAAAACAACCACAAGGUAUUGAAAGAUUGUGGGUAUACUAUAUUGACAAAGCACAAAUAUGAACAUGAUAUUUGACAUGCAUGCACAAAUAUGAGUAUGAUUUCUUUUUCUACUUUUAAAACCUUAUUUGUAAAUAUUUCAACAUCUCUGUAAUUUCAUUACAACUUUUCACCAAUCUUAUUCCUUGCAAAUGUUUAUAUAUUCCUUCAAGUAAUUUCAGCACAUCCUAAAAUUAUAUUUUGUAAAGUUUUGUUUUAUUUCCAAACAUAGAAUCACUGAUAAAAUCACAUUGAUGAGUAAUCAAAUUCAUGUUGUGAAGGUUGUUUUCAUCUGCAUUUGGUAAAUACAAGUAAGGAUAUUUGAGCAGUCAUUGCAGCAUUAUUUCCUUGUGUUUUAGAAUUCUUCCCAAAAGAUGUGGAAACAAAAAAUAAAUUCUAUGGCCAAAACUUCUUUAUCUCAUAUAUAUAUAUAAUCUAUAUACAUUUGUGUUUUGAAUUAUUUUUUGUUUUGCUUCGUUAUCUUUUUGUGUUAUUUAUUUCAUUUUACCUCUUCUCAUCAUUUCAAAAAGUGAAUACUUAAUUCCAUGAAUCUUGAUCUUUCUAGUUUCUAUCAGCAGAAAAAUGGAAUGAAUCCCAGAAAAUUUGAAUAAUUGUGAUUCAGAGUACAGUUUGAGAUUCACCUGAAAACAUAUUUUUAUAAAAAUACUUUUCAUUGUUUACUUGAAGUAGUAUUGAGCAUGCCUAUUCAUUCCCCUUAUGUUACUCCAUUUCCAUGUCUCAUUCUUUUUCUAUAAGUAAAAUAAGACAUCGUGAUAUGUGCUAUAUAGAUAUUUCAUAUUAUUCUUUGUUUGUUAUCCUUGCAGCUGUAGUUUCUAUAGAUUAGUUUUGCAGUAUUUCUUGUGGGGAUCUUCCUUUGUUUAAAUUAAUCCAUAUGAUAUUUUAUCGCUAUUGCAAGUGAUAUAAACUUAUUUUAGUACCAACGUUAAAAAUCAUUUGAAUAUUGUUUGUAAAGCUUUAUAAUUUUCAACAUGAUUUAACCUAAUGACAACUGUCUUAAGCGACAGAAAUGCUUGCAUCUAAUUUUUUCAAUGAAAAUCAGUGACAAAACACAAAAAAAUUGUCCUGGAGAUUUGUUCUUCUGGGGCUUUUUUUUUCUGAAGAUUUAGAUAUUACUAGAGCAUGCAAAAAUUUGCACAAUUAUCAACUUCUCUUGGUUCGGCACCGUUUGCAGUAUGAAUUCAGGAUCAAAGGGAGCAAGUUCUAUGUAUAUCCCCCUUCCUGCAUGUUAAAAUCUGAUAAAGCCAAAUUUGCAUUUUGAUUUCUUGCUUUUUGUUACAAAUGAUAUUUUGAGUAGCCUGUAAGCAAAUGUGUUUUUAGGCUCCAGUCAAAAUGAAAAUGUAAUACCCAAUAUAUAUGCUGGAGAUGUAGUUAAAUCUGUAUUAUCAUAUCCUGCUACUGGUAGAAAAUGAAUUUGUGAAAAUGAAGUAGACUUGAUACUACUAACAAUGAAACAUAUCUAUCAUCAUUCUCUCUCGGAAUCUUUUUUCUUGAAAAGUCAUUGGAGAUAUAUCUUGUGAGACAGGGUAAGAUUCAGGAACACCAUAUAAACGGGUUGCAAUAAGACAUAUAUCCUGCCUCUACAACAAUGUCAAUAAGUUAACAAAAAUUGUAUAUAAUGAAUAUAUUUCUAUAGCAAAGCUAUAAUAGUAUUUUUGUGAAGUAUGUACUGUAUGUUUUAUUAUACGAGGGCGUUUUUCUUCUGUCGCUUUAUAUUGAUGUGAUGGGCAUGUGAUAUUCUGGUGUUUUUUCUGCACAGUCGUUCAUUUAUGGUAGAGUUAUAUAAUCUGGAUUCUGAGUGGUCAGGAGAUGGUAUGCAAUGGUGCAUUAUUCAAUGGUGCAUUGAAAGACCCAUAGAGCUGGCAAUGGGCAGUGAUAUUGGUUGGUCUGUGUGUUUUCAUUUAUGUUUUAAAAGACUUGGUCCCUUAUCACUGAUUUAUAUACCCCAAAAAUGGAGUAUUAUUUUCCUUCAAAUAUUGAAAAAUUUUCAUUUUCAUGUAAUGAUGAUAGUAAUAAUACUAAUAAUAUCUGUAAAGUGAUUUACAAAAAAAAUUCUAAGUGCUGUGUACAAAAAGAAAUAUUCUAAUAGAAUUGUAUAAUACAUAAAUAAGUAAAAUGCAGAGUGACAAGAAAACAAAAUUAAAAACAUAACUAUAUGUAUAACUAUAAUUUUAAAUCUCCAAUGUCAAGUUUUAAAUCUCAAGUUUCAAAUUUCUUGUUUCAAAUUCAUUUUUCGAAUUCGUAUGAAAAUUUCGUUUUUGAAUUCAUUUUCACUUUUUAUUGUCAAUUCCAUCUGCUUUAAAAAAAAAUGCAAUAGCAUGAAGCUAUGUUGUGAAUUGAUAGAUAUGCAUUUCAAAAGACACAAAUGCAUUGUGCUUUGAUAUAAAUUUGCCAUUUUACAUUCCAAAUUCUUUUCCUGUAAUGAAUUCAUGAAAAGAAAGAGAAAAAUUAAAGUAAUGCAAACUUCUUGUGAUAUAGGCCCUAUAUGAUGAAUGAAUUCACCAGAGCUAGAACAGAGCAUGGAAAUAUAUAAAUAUUUUGUGUAUAAUUGACUUUAUAAGAACGGGUUCAAGGAUAUAGCCAAUAAAGAGUGAGUAUGCUAGUCACGUGUUAAUGCUUUAAUUUACAUAUUUUGGGUUGACCCCAACCCAUGUCAGGAUUGUAAGGCACGAUUUGUUCUUGUGACAAAUGUCUAAUAAACUUUCUCUAAAGAAUGUAAAUGAAGUUUGUGAAGUUA
Lytechinus pictus (painted urchin) is the source of this 4461-nucleotide messenger RNA. Its product is annotated as medium-chain specific acyl-CoA dehydrogenase, mitochondrial-like. The transcript is spliced from 11 exons. NCBI's taxonomy places the organism in Eukaryota, Metazoa, Echinodermata, Echinoidea, Temnopleuroida, Toxopneustidae. Gene Ontology annotation, molecular function: flavin adenine dinucleotide binding; medium-chain fatty acyl-CoA dehydrogenase activity. The record is from RefSeq and is a predicted model, not a curated record. Gene Ontology annotation, cellular component: mitochondrion; cytoplasm. Gene Ontology annotation, biological process: medium-chain fatty acid catabolic process. Bases 130 to 1410 code for a protein of 426 amino acids.